AAAAAUAGUGAGCGACCCGGCCACCCGUCAGUUGCGAGCUCGACAUCGGUAGCACCACCGCUUCAGUCAUCGUGUGCUGGCGUUUCGGAGGAACACAUCGAUUACAUUUAUACGCCGGGUGAACUGCCUCGUGUACGCCAGAUGUGGUACUGCAUCUGUGACAUCAGACUUCCAGUUGCUGAAGAAAUUGUACGAAAAGAUUACUUCAUACAAGGUGAAACAGCUGAUCUGCAAAAUGGAUGGCUGCCGUCGAAAGUGAUUGAUCGCGUUCGGCAUGCAAUCAAAGAAGAUGUGUGCAAGCUGAGCACUCAAAUUGAGGAUGAAGAGGGCAUUCCGAUGGACAACGAGGAGGACUGGUGGGCCGAAUAG
Gongylonema pulchrum is the source of this 369-nucleotide messenger RNA. The record is from the annotation of a GenBank genome assembly. Lineage: Eukaryota; Metazoa; Nematoda; Chromadorea; Rhabditida; Gongylonematidae.